Messenger RNA from Histoplasma mississippiense, 1251 nucleotides. RefSeq lists its product with no specific name. The record is from RefSeq and is a predicted model, not a curated record. Bases 1 to 1251 code for a protein of 416 amino acids. The transcript is spliced from 4 exons. NCBI's taxonomy places the organism in Eukaryota, Fungi, Ascomycota, Eurotiomycetes, Onygenales, Ajellomycetaceae.
AUGCCAAAACCUCCUUUCUUCAAGCGCCGCCGCCGAUCAACCCCAAACCCAGCCAAGAUAGACGAAGACAAAAUCCUGGACACCGAAAUCACCCAAGUAACCCGAGACCGCAAGCGUGAGACAGCAAUCACUUUCAACGUGUUCUAUGGGAAACCUGAUCUGUCCCGCAAGCUCCUUAAGCACGUCGCUUUCACUGACAAUGCUGCCAUACACACGGAAUUCUUCGAACAGUGUGGCAGACCCGUGCUGGUGCAGGCUGGGAAAAAGAACGGUAAAGGCAAAGGCGAAGGGAAGGGGAAGGGGAAGGGGAAGGGAAAGGGAAAAUCCGAAAUGAAUCAUGCUUCUCAUCCAAGCCAAAGUGUGGAAAGCGGGUUGCCGCAGUUUCAAGAGUUGGCAUAUUUGGCUGCGGGUUUCAAUGAGGAGGUUUUGAAGUUGUGUGACGGGGGUUGUGCUGGAUGUGGCAGCAGUAGUGGCGAAGGAACCGAUGGUUAUGGAGGCAAAGGGAAAGGAAAGGCACGUGAGGAUGGGGUGUGGAUGCGUAGGCUUAUGAUGGCUAUUGCGCGUUUGGUAGAGGAAUUUGAGACGUAUGAGAUGGCUAAGAAGGCUAUUGGUAUUGUGGAGAAAACUGAAAGCAUGAGUGAUAAGGAGAUGCAUCCCUUUGUGAAUAUGCUGGCGGUGCCUGUCUGCGAACCGGAUGGGGAGUGUCAGAACGUCGUGGAGAAGGCUAUCGACUCAUUUGUGCAGGGAAUUCUGAAAGGUUUGGAAAAUGGUCAAAGGAGAUAUAGUGCUAAGUUCCUAUCAUCCAAAAGCGCAGCGAUUGACUACAGUGUCUGGGAGGAUGACAUGGAUCGGAGUGACGGCGAUACCGAGGACAACGACGAUGAUACUGACGAUGAUACAGAGCAAAAAAACAGGUCUUCGUCCGGGGCUAAGACCAAACCAAGAAGUUGGAUCACCGGCAUGACUGUCGAAGACUUCCGCUUGGCUGUCGAGAAUGGAGCGACCUGGGAUCAGCUCAAGGAGCUCUGCUUCGAAAAGCUUAGGAUCGUGAUCGAUUUCCGGCCUCCUGUGACGCCAAUGAUGCUGGCCACGUCUCCUACUUCGCCUGUCGCUGCUAGUACACCAUCUGGGAGUUUCCAGGGAGGAGUGUUGGAGCGUGGAGAAUUGACUUCUAACUUCGGAUCUAGUUUUGGCUACACGAGCUCUGCUACGACUUCAUGGUCAUCCGCGGGCCUGAUUCCCUCUUUCUAA